AUGCGAUAUCAGUGGCUGUCAUCAUGUUCGAUAUCAACUUUAAAGCGAUGAUUUACGUGAAAUUCGGCCUUCCCAGGCUGUUCCAUCAGCUUAUGAAAGAAGAGCAAUCGAUCGAGGAAAAUUCCCACCAGGAAAUAUCCGACUACUACCUGAGGCAAUGUGAACUGUAUGUGAACAUUUGCACUUUGCAGCUGGUCACCACCAUAUUUCCUACGUAUUUCUACAUUCUGGUCAACAUUCUGCAAUUUCCUCUCGAUGCGGAAAAUUUCAUGUACGAAAUGUGGAUUCCAUUUCCCGUACAGUGGAAAGUUCUGGCCAUCUUUAAAAUCGUCAUUUGCCAAUAUGGAAUUUUUAUGAACACGGCGGUUCGCAGCGCCCUUCAAAGCCUGAUGAUGUUCAUCACCUCGCAACUGUGGAUACUACAAGUCAACAUCCGAAACGUCUUCAGUGAGUUCAGUGAGGAAGCGGCAAGGGAGGAACUAGGGAAACUUAUACGGAAACACCAGUUUCUCAUAGGAUUUGUGGAAAAAGUGAACGACUCAGUCAAGUACAUUCUCCUGCUGGAAUAUUUGCUGGAUUCCAUUAAUAUGGCGGCUGCCAUGCUCCAAAUUGCAACGGCUUCAAGUGUAACAGAAAUGACCUUUACUCUGGUCUAUUUCAUACUGUUGCUGACGCAGCUGGUGAUUUUGGCUUGGAGCGCAAACGAAAUUAAUACUCAGAGCGUCGAGGUCUCCAAUGCCAUCUACCAGAGCAACUGGAUGGAUCAGAACAAAUCCAUUAAAACCACCCUGCUGAUCAUGCUGAUCCGAGCUCAGAAGCCUUUGGGGUUGACCAUUGGACCUUUCCGCUUUAUGAAUCUUGAGGCCAGCCUAAUGACAAUGAAAGCUUCCUACACAUAUUCGCGAGUUAUGACGGAAACUUACGCCUAAACAGGAUUAUCAUGCUACAAUUCUAUUCUUGGCGCACAUUUGCUAGAUUAGCUGUAUAAUUUUCUUUAGGGCACUUGGAAACUUUACCGUUACUAAUUACUACCCAUCACCAACUAAGUAUUGUCUUCUUGAACCUCUUUAAUGAGUAAUUAAAUUGCGUUGGAAAGUUUAGUGUUA
Messenger RNA from Dendroctonus ponderosae (mountain pine beetle), 1106 nucleotides. Its product is annotated as odorant receptor 49b. The transcript has 5 exons. Lineage: Eukaryota; Metazoa; Arthropoda; Insecta; Coleoptera; Curculionidae. Bases 24 to 929 code for a protein of 301 amino acids. The record is from RefSeq and is a predicted model, not a curated record. Gene Ontology annotation, biological process: sensory perception of smell; detection of chemical stimulus involved in sensory perception of smell. Gene Ontology annotation, molecular function: odorant binding; olfactory receptor activity. Gene Ontology annotation, cellular component: plasma membrane.